This is a messenger RNA of Miscanthus lutarioriparius, 777 nucleotides long. The record is from the annotation of a GenBank genome assembly. NCBI's taxonomy places the organism in Eukaryota, Viridiplantae, Streptophyta, Magnoliopsida, Poales, Poaceae.
AUGGCGGGCGCCCGUGCUCCCGCGGUUCUACGCCGCGGAUGUGCCGGGUCCGCGGUGACGGCGGUGGGGACGGCGCACGCGGCGCGGCCCGAGUACGUCGAAGCGCUGGAGCAUAGCAGCGCGGGCAACGGGACGGUGCUGGUGACGCAGUUCGCGGUGGAGCUGCGUGGCCUGCGCGCCGCCGACGGCGAGGAGCCGCCUAGGAUACUCCACCUCAGGAGGGGCCGCUUGGACGAUGACGGCAGCGCAGGGGUAGAAAAUGAAGGGCGGUGGUGGAGGCGGCACGACGGCGGCGACGAUGACCCCGACGACCUCGUCCCCAUGGACACCCAAGAGCAAGAGGAGCUGGUCCGGUCGCUGGAGGCGAAGCAGGCGCAGCAGAGCCGCCGUUGGAGGCGCGUCUUCGCGGGGUUCCUCCUAGGUUACGCGGCCUUCCUUGUCUACUCCAGUUUCCACCAUGCUUGGUCUCCCUGGGAGCUGCGGUACCAUGCUUACUUCAUGGAAGAUUUGCCUGCACCAAUGGUCAUAAUUGCAGAUUGGAUAGCUGCUCUAGCAUGCCUAUUUGCUGUUAAAGGAUUACUACAGAAUUCAGGCCCAUCAAAGAAGUGGAUGUGGUAUUCGUGCUAUAUUGGCAUUUUGGUAGCCAUCUUUUGGACAUACUACCUAUUAAGGUUGCCAAUAAUUCGAUGGGAUGUUGCAUGGCUCCCACUCGGCCCUUUGAUGUAUGGUGGACUUGAAUUUCUUUUAAAUAUUCUUUCAGCGACUGCUCAUGAAUGA